GCGUGUAAGAAUCGUGCGCUUUCCGUUUCGUGCAAAACGUGUAGCGUUUCGUGUAAACCGUGCAGCGUUUCGUGCAAACCGUGUAGCGUUUCGUGUAAACCGUGCAGCGUUUCGUGUAGGCUCCAAAGCGUUUCGUGCAAACCGUGUAGCGAGCGUGCGAGAAACGUGUGAGUUUCGUGUAAGAACCGUGCGAGAAACGUGCGAUUUUCGUGUAAGAACCGUGUGAGAAACGUGUUGCGAUCAUUCGGAACUCCCAAGCCCCUUCACUUUGAAAAUGGCUCCCAGACGAGGUGGAAGGAGGUUGUCGUUGUCGAUGAGAAACUGUAUCCUUGAUUAUCAUAAAGGGGGGAAAUCGACUGUGCAAAUCGAAAGAAUUCUUAAGAGCAACCAUAAAUUCCAAACCACCCGACAGAGUAUAAGGCGGUUCCUCAAUCGAUAUAAACGGACAGGGAGUGUGCAUGAUCAAAGGAAGCCCAGAGGUAAUGAAUUCCGCAAGGUCACUGAACUACAUCUACAGUUUGUGAAUAUGUGGAUGUCUUGUAAUCCUGAGAUGACAGCCCAGACCGUUUUAGAAAAACUUGAAAAACAAUGUGGCAUUAAGUUAUCCAGAGAAUAUGUGUGUGAAAUAAGAAGACGCCUGAACUGGUCUCCAAAGAACAUGAAAUAUGGACAAUUAAUUUCCCACAAGAAUGUGAAGCAUCGACUGGAGUGGUGCAUUACCCAGCUGAUCCAGAAAGACUCUUUUCAGGAUGUGAUAUAUGUGGACGAGUCAACUGUUGAGAUGUGUUCUUCUGGUAGACUGUUCUUUCAUCAGGAUGGUUCAAACUUGGAUCGCUUACCGGCUAAAGCACCCAAACCAAAACAUUCUUACAAGGUGAACGUCUGUAGUAUUAUGCAGUAUCGUUGGUAUUGUGAGAGUCCCUUCACUCAGUUCAUGUACAUGCAAGGAGGAUGGAUGAAAACUAAAAUAGGAGCCAUCAUGGAUUUCUAUGAAAAUCAUCCAGGCAAUUCCCUGGAGAAUGUGUGGUUGGAAAAAAUAAUGAAAAUCCCCUAUCCUCUAACAGGACCUAGAGUGAGGGUGAAAAUCAACCAAAAAUAUCACCAAUACAAAUGGGUCACCUGUACUCAAUAUGCUAUGAAAGAUGGGACACCUGUGAACAUGAUUAAAGAGUCGAUGGAAAACAAAGGACUUUUGUUGACUCGAGUGAUUGAGGACCGAUCAUCAGAAGACGAAGACAAAGAAGAAGAAAUAGAAGUGUAA
Messenger RNA from Saccostrea cuccullata (small rock oyster), 1261 nucleotides. RefSeq lists its product as uncharacterized. The transcript is spliced from 4 exons. The coding region runs from base 275 to 1261 and encodes 328 amino acids. NCBI's taxonomy places the organism in Eukaryota, Metazoa, Mollusca, Bivalvia, Ostreida, Ostreidae. The record is from RefSeq and is a predicted model, not a curated record.